UUUGUCAUUUGGUUGAUUUUUACUUCGAAGUAACUCAAACAUCCACGUAUGACGAACGCAACGUUGGCGCAAGCGAUUCUCGGACCGCUGGCAGACAUCGCGGCGGAGGAGGAGCUCAAGCAGUGUAUCGUAGUGACGGAUGAUGGAAGUGUUGAGGCGCUGCGUUGGUCAGGUGGUAUCACGUUCUUGAUGAACACCGUCCACGUGCAUUCGGUCGUGAGUCUGGAUGCUGCCGUGGCUGCGGUGUGCCGCUCUGCCGACGACGACUCGAUGGAACCCACCGCACAAGAGCUUUUUGACCCGUGGAUGACACAGCAGAAACGAAAGAUCCUUCUCUUCACCAGUCGACCCCUCGUCGAGCUGCAGGCUGUGUUGGCAGCCUUGCUGCACGCGGACGUGGCAUCGACCUUGAUCGUCGCCUCGACGAUACCCGAGCGAGCCCACGGCCCGACGUUCUCCUUCGAUACAUUCGGUCAAUCCCUUCUUCGCGGCACCUCAUGGAAGAACAGUCAUCUUCGCGUUCGCUACGUGCCGUUGCUGUACGCAGCCCUCCUGGAACAAUCCGACCCCCGCCGCGACAAUGCCCAUCCUGGCUUGUUUGUGCUCACCCAUCCAUUAUGUGCGCCCGUGUUUCCUCUCAUGCGAUGCCAUCUCAACAAGACCCGUCGCCACCAUCAUGACGACGGCGAUGCUUCGUCAUGGACACAUGUGCAGGACAUAUCUCCGCAGGACAUCCCUGAAUCCAGCCGCAAAGCGUUCAAGUGCCUCGCCCAUGUCCUCGGCUCCAUCAUGAUCCAAUGGCAAUUUGACGUCAAAGAGCGCAUUUUCGCCCUCGGCGCCACAUCCCUCAAAAUUGGUCACACGUUGCAACACUUUUUGCACGAACUCGAACAAGAAUGCACGGUGCAAGAGGUCAAGUCGUUUCAACCAGCCACGCUCGUUCUCGUUGAUCGCACAUGCGAUCUCGCAACCCCGUCGUCUCAUCAGCACACACUCCUCGAUCGAAUUCUGCAGCUCUUGCCGAGAUCGUCCGCCGUUGGUUCCGUCCUGACGAGGGACCACAUCACUGAAGUCGCGCCGCUGUAUGCGACGCCGUCGCCGUCCCCUUCAACCCCGUCGCACGCCGACUCUCCGUCCGGAUUCCUAUCGUCGGUCCAGACGUGGACGGGGGGCGUCGGCGUGUGUCAUCCGCACCCCGGAGCCUCUAACCGCGUGUUCCAGUCGCUGGCUGUGGUACCGCCCCUCUUGGCGCUUCGACACUUGGACAAGGAGCUGCGGGAGGUGGCUAUGGACCUGCUCAAGCAAAAGCUGACACCCGUGCCCGACAAGAAGGCUGACAACCAGCGCGGCCGCGACGUGAUUCUGCGCUGGGUCAAGUGCGUCGUCGACUGCUCGGACGGCGCCGUGACGUGGCAGCACCAGGAGCUAAUACAGGUGGCUCUGGCCGUUUUGGAAACCCUCGAGCGCAUGGAAGCUGGCGCGGAAGUUGCGAAGCUACUGACCGGGUUGGAAAGGGAUCUGCGGGGACGAGCGGGUGCGUCGAUGGUGUCGGACCUAAUUGAAUGGCUGAAUGGAGCAACCAACCAGUUGGACGUGGCCAGUCUGGUGUCCUUGUGCAUGUAUGCGAUGGCCCUUGCUGGCCCCACUGCCAACUUGGACGACGAAACCACCACAGCACUCAAGCGUGCCAUCAUGUCGACGAUUCGCCAAAACCCCACGCAUCCGUUGCUUCCCCAUGGCCUCAUUGCGCAGCUACUCGAUAAAGAAGAAGAUAAUGUUGUCACCACUGGUGACGAUAACUGGGACGAUUGGGGGGACGACGAUGACGACGCUUCGUCACCACCACCACCAUCGUCACACAGUCAACAGCCCUCGGACCAGCUGCAUUCGUUUCUCGACACUUUAGUCGAUGCAUUGCAGGAAUGCGGCCAGCUAUUCAAAGCCAUGCCAGGAGGCCACUCAGGCGAACAACCAUCGGGGCUGCUUGCUCGGCUUAUGGCCCUACUGAUUGACCCCCCGAGUGCACCGACCAUUCCCAAGCUACAACACGUACGUACAUCGUCACAUAUUUCUUUUGCCUGCCAAUAUGGUGUAAACGUCAUCGCAUAUUGGAUGUGGAGACGUAGGUGACCGACGCCACCGAACAACUGACGCGGGCCGGCAUGGACUUGCUCAAGUCGGGUCUGAGCGUGUUUGGCUUUGGCUCGGCGGCGCCGGCACACGCCCCUGCGACAUCGGCCACGGCGCACUGCCAGCUCCACGACACGAUUGUCAUCUUUGUGGUCGGCGGCAUUACUCUGCACGAGGUGCAAGCGAUCGCCCAAGUUGUCAAGACGCGACCCGACUUGCGCGUGCUCGUGGGCAGCACCACAGUCACGUCUCCCGAUAAACUCCAACACCACGUCGUGUGGCAACAGACGACGACUACAUAGUAAUACUAAAACUACUUUGGUCCAAUAAUUAGUCGUACUA
This is a messenger RNA of Aphanomyces astaci, 2472 nucleotides long. RefSeq lists its product as hypothetical. Bases 49 to 2130 code for a protein of 693 amino acids. Gene Ontology annotation, biological process: intracellular protein transport; vesicle-mediated transport. The record is from RefSeq and is a predicted model, not a curated record. Lineage: Eukaryota; Oomycota; Saprolegniomycetes; Saprolegniales; Verrucalvaceae. The transcript is spliced from 8 exons.